Molecule: messenger RNA, 1704 nt
Organism: Pogoniulus pusillus (Red-fronted tinkerbird)
Lineage: Eukaryota; Metazoa; Chordata; Aves; Piciformes; Lybiidae
Gene: CMC4
Product: C-X9-C motif containing 4
Exons: 4
Coding region: 149-376 (75 amino acids)
Cellular component (GO): mitochondrial intermembrane space
Source: RefSeq, a predicted model, not a curated record
GCUUGCGGGGUCAGAGGGGCGGGCGGGGGAAGGCGUUGCUCGGUGCAUACGGUGUUGGCUGUCACCUGGCGCCUGGCUGCAGAUCCUACCAAAGCUAGACCUUCUCUCCCCAAACUGCUGGACAACCCCGGCUGGUCGUUCUCUGAACAUGCCCCUGAAGGAUCCUUGCCAGAAACAAGCCUGUGAAAUACAGAAAUGCUUGCAAGCGAACAACUACAUGGAGUCCAAGUGUGAAACUGUGCUUCAGGAGAUGCGGAAGUGCUGCGCCCGGUACCCCAAGGGCAGAUCCAUCUGUUGUUCAGGGUUUGAGAAGGAAGAAAGGGAGAGAGAAAAGUCUAAGGUGACUUCAGAAGGAAUUCCUGCACCACCUCAGUAACACAAUGCAGCUCCAGCACGUGCCGGAGCACGGACUCACCUGCACGGCUCGUGUGUGUUUUGUUAAGCCUUCUUUAGACUUCCAGGAGAGCCAGAUUGCUCCUAGAACACACCAUCUGGCACACCAAAAAGUGUUAACACGGUACCAACAGAUGCUCUGGUUAACAGACUUGACUUUCUGUACCAAAACAUCAUCUACGUUGUCUUUGCAUUGCACCUGUGUCUGUGAAAAGUCAACUUGAUGUUUUUAGAAUGCUUACCUUACUCUAAUCCAUCCUUGCUCUCAAAACAGAGAACUGGAACCAAGUUACUCUGGUUUCUGAAGUGAAAAGGUACAGGAAAUAAGCUCAGAAGAGUGAGUGAGUUUAAGCAUGACCCAUGAAACAAACCCAUCUUGACACAGCAAAGGUAAUUGCUGCCAUCGUGCAGCAGGCCCAGACAUUUGCCUGUCCAGUGGCUCAAGCUCAAGAAUGGGAAUCCAGGUCUAGUGAUUGUUCCUAGGUCUUGCAUAGAUCACGAGUGACUUGCAGGUCACUUUGCCUAAGUGCCUCACUUUCCCACUGGACAGGCUUUUGAGUUUUGAACGGCCUACACGCUGCUAUUUUUGCAUGACACAGAUGUUAACAGAAACAACAUUUCAGGGAUUGCUACAGGAAUAGGGAUUUUUGGUUUUAAAAAGCAAUAUUCAUUUGAAAGAGUUGACUGUUGAUAGAAAAUUUAUAAAGUUCUGUAGAAUUGAACACCUCUAAGCAAUAUAUUACAAACUCAGUGUGGUUUAACCCCACUGGUACCCAGAGGCCUCUCAAAAAAAACAAAACAACAAAAGCCCUGGGCUAGAUCCAAGAACUGAUUUAGGUGCUGCUUACAGAACAAGCAGUUGGAGACACUUGCUUUCAACACACACACUCACUCACAACCCAUCUGUGUCUGGACCCCAGGGAGAGAUGGCUUUUCAGAAGAUCUCACCUGUGCAGCAGAAUUUCCAGUGACCUGUACGAAGAGCUUGGUAGACAGGUUCCUGCAUCACCCUUUAGAGCUGCCCAAGUCUCUCUGUCCCCUGUAGCAGGAGUCCAGGCACCUCAGUGGGUGCCAAGUCCACGCCAGGACCUAGGCACCUAAAUCCCGGACUUUGAACCCACGAGGCCCCUAACUCUGGUGUUAGAUCUAGCCGUAAAGGACUUCUGUGCUGUGAUGAAGUACAACUUACUUAUGAAAUACAGACCACUGUAGUCUAGGUACAAUAGCUGAGCAUAUUCAAACCUAGAAGAGCAAAGCCUCUGUAUUCAUUGCUCUGAAAUGCCAUGAUAGACAAUAAAUGACUGGAACAAA